Molecule: messenger RNA, 5303 nt
Organism: Vidua macroura (Pin-tailed whydah)
Lineage: Eukaryota; Metazoa; Chordata; Aves; Passeriformes; Viduidae
Gene: TMEM132B
Product: transmembrane protein 132B
Exons: 5
Coding region: 2545-4455 (636 amino acids)
Source: RefSeq, a predicted model, not a curated record
UCUCUGGGUCUGUGCUUGCAACACAGGCCGCAUUCACCUUCCCGUUCGCCCAUCCCGAGGGACCCCCGUCCUCCCGCCACCUCCGUGUGGCCCUGGCCCGUCCCCGCCGCGCUCUGCGAGCUGCCUGAAGCCAAAGAAGCCAAAGCCACGUUUGAUAUUUUAAAACGCGCGGCGGGGCCCGCUCCGCUCCCUCCGGGCAGCGCCGCUCCCGCCCGGGCCCGCCCGCUCCGCGCUGCUCCCCGGGAGCUGAGGGGCUGCCCUGGCUGUGGGGAGCGCCUCGGCAGGGCCGGGGUGUCCGCUGUGCCCCGGGGCAGCCGCGCUGGGCGAUGUCUGGGGCACUGCGGGAGCAGGGAUCUGUCCCUCCGGCCCCUGCAGGGCACUGAUUUAUCUAUCUCCUCAGCCUCUUGGGCCGGCUUUUUGCAUGGCGUCUGCUGGCUGUCACCUCACUGAGCCACCCUACGUGCUGGAAGAAGUUUUCCUGCUGCUGCGUUCUUAAGUGUAGCAGCAUUGUACGGUCUUAGAUUCACUGAGUCCCAGAGAAACGGAUCAAAAAAAAAAAAAAAAAAGCCCCUGGAUCUGUAUUCAGCAACUGUUCUUGCACCCAGCGUAAAAGAUCUCUUAGUUGGUCCUUUGGGACAGCCAUAGGAUGUCCCUGACCAUUGAGUCUAGGAGAUCUAAGGCAUCUCUUUGCUAUCUGGACAUUAGGUUUCCCACAUCUCUCUGUGUGAUUAACCCUGAAGAAUCUAAAGCGUACCUGACUGACUGCUCGCUGUCAGUUCUCCUCCUCGGUUCGCAUCCCGUGGGUGUCAGCAUCCACGUUCUGCUUCAAACCAGUGUGAAACCUAGGGAUUUCCGAGUUCUCUUCCUUUUUUCUCUCUUCUUUCUUUGCCCUGGGGAUUUUUCCUUUCCAGCUCACAGCUGCAGUUGUCUCUGUUUCUUCAGAGAGGUCCCAACCUCAACAGGUGUCCUCACACUGGGCCACCACUAACUGCUGGUUCUUGGCUUUUCUGCCUCUGUCAAGGUCGGGAUUGAAGCGCUCGAGAUGGUAUUUUGUGUUCAGACUCAGAUGUUUAUUAUUUCUUACCUAGAUCACAAGUUGUGAGUCCUACAGCAUUCUGCCAACGAGCUACAAAACGGCUAACUAUCAUUCUCUACAAGGUCUUCUAAGGCUAAACUAUCCAAUUAAGAAAUGACACCUAAAUUAUUUUUACUUUUAACCCAAUAGCUAAUCCCUCGUGUCCUGCACUGCAGACUUUUCUGUCCAAUUACACAAAACCACCCAAACCCGUAAAGAAGAAGGAGGAAGAAGGUGAAGAAGAAGGACCAGCCUCUGCCCUAAAACCUCCAUCUUGCUCUACAUAUAUUGCUAUAUUCUAAAACCUUAAACUCUUUAAGUUUUCCAUCACAUAAUAUUACACAUUUCUAAUGAAACUACACACCCACAAUCCCAGUGCUGUUAAUCAAUUUUGGAGGCCUUCUCCACGGCCUCAGGUCAAAUGCACUGUUCUCUUGUGGGUCUGUGCCUUUCAGCACUGAAAGUUUAAAAUUCUCAGCUUCCAGCAUUCCAACACCUAGACUGAUAUUUUUAUAGCUACAAUUAAUGUCCAUCUUUCAGUUCCCUAAUUUAGCACCUUUCUUGCCUGCUGGCAAGAACAUUUGAUGCAGCAAGAAGAGAAUCUGAAAAAUUAGCUGCUGUCUUGUCAGAUAUUAGUUAUUCCCCUGAUCCGGCCUUGAUGUUUAUCCCUCCCUCUUUGAGUUUUCUUAAUUAUUUCUGUCUUGUAUUAAUUUUCACAUAACUCCCUAGAUGUAAGCUUUAUGGUUUAGAAUCUCAACUGCUCAUUCAAUUAAUGGGCUUGCUUAAUGUGCUUAAACUUUCCAGAGAUGCUCGUGACACAUUAUGAGGGAGGGAAAAAAAGAUUCCAAGUAUGCUCCAUCUCAUUUGUGGUACUCCUGAGCCUGAAGUCCAUUUUAAGCUCUUUAUCAGAUUAUCUAGAUUUAUUAUUUUUAUAUUCUCGUGUUCAUUAAGCAUUUAUAUAGAGGAGUAUUCUCUCCAGAAGAGUGACUUCGUUUCCUUUGCCCAUCCCUCAUUACCUGGCUUAGCCCCUCUGUAAAUGAGCAAUUGUAUUUUCAGUGCAUUGAGAAGGAUCUGAGAAGCUGACUUGAAUAUGGCAAAUAUGGAAGGACAGAUCUUUCACUUCAUAUCUGAAAACUCUGUAUUUUUUGAGCAAAACAAAGGAUCUGCCAGAGAUUUUCUCUAAUUUUUCUUGGCUCAGUAACCCCUAAUCCCUGUUAAUAUCUGAAAAGAUUUGAGGUAGGUUUGCAGAGGGAACCCAACCUGUGUUUCAGCCUAUUCCCCACUGAAGCCUACACGAGUUAUGUCAGUAAUUCCAGGAAACCUGAAUUUAAACACGGGCUCAGGCAGGAUCCCUCCGGAUCCGGGUGCCAGAGCCUUGGACAGGUGACACAGAGCAAUCCUGACAGGAGAGCAAAGUGCAUUCCAGGAACACAACCACAUGUGGGUUUAAAAGAUUAAAACCACACUACAUGGACCCCGUGGGAAAUGAUCUCCUCUCUCUCUCCAAGGCAGAAUGCAAACCAGAUAAAGAUAAAAUACAUGUACCCAUGCAGGUUUCUGACAGCUGUGACUCCAUCUUCGUUAAUGGCAAGGAGAUGAAGAGCAAAGUGGACACCAUUGUGAAUUUCACCUACCAGCACUUCACCACCCAGCUGGAGGUGACGGUCUGGGUUCCGCGGCUCCCGCUGCAGAUCGAGAUCUCUGACACGGAGCUCAGCCAGGUCAAGGGCUGGAGGAUCCCUGUCACCUCCAACAAAAGGCCCACCCGGGACAGCGAGGAUGAAGAAGAUGACGAGAAGAAAGGCAAAGGCUGUACCCUGCAGUACCAGCACGCCAUGGUCAGGGUCCUGACGCAGUUUGUGGCCGAGUCCUCGGAGUUUGGGGGCCACCUGACCUACCUGCUGGGCUCGGAGUGGCAGUUUGACAUCACAGAGCUCGUGGCUGAUUUCAUGAAGGUGGAGGAGCCCCGGGUUGCCAAGCUGCAGGAGGGCCGGGUGCUGGCUGGGCGUGAGCAAGGCAUCACCACGGUGCAGGUUCUGUCCCCUCUCUCGGAUUCCAUCCUGGCAGAGAAGACAGUGAUAGUUCUGGAUGACAGGGUGACCAUUACUGACCUGGGGGUGCAGCUGGUGUCGGGCUUGUCCGUGUCCUUUCAAAGCAGCAAAGGAAAUAAGAGAGCCAUCGUCGCCACCACCUCUGCCCACGACAUCCUGCGCACUCCCAAACAGGAGGCUGUGGUGAGUGCUUGGGUUUUGUUCAGCGACGGGUCGGUGACGCCCUUGGACAUCUACGACUCCAAGGACUUCUCCAUGUCCAUCACCUCCCUGGAUGAGAUGGUGGUGUCGUCACACCAGAGCCUCCAGUCCCUCUGGCCUGUCGUGGUGGCAGAGGGGGACGGGCAGGGGCCUCUGAUCAAAAUUGAGAUGGUGAUCAGUGAGCCCUGCCAGAAGACCAAGCGCAAGAGCGUUCUGGCCGUCGGGAAGGGAAACGUCAAAGUGAAGUUUGGUCAGAAAGAUUCGGACCAAAAAGGGAGCACCAACGACAUCGAGGACGUGGAGAAAGAUUUUAAAAGCCAUGCCAGCAAUGCUAUAGAGAAAGCUGCAGAACAAGAGAGGACAGCACAAGACUGGUCCAAAAACCACGAGGACGUGGCCGGUCCUGAGGACAAUGCAAACAAAAGCACAACUUUCAUCUCUCCCAUUGAUCAGGAGUCCCUGGAGGAUGGCCAGCUUCAAAAUAACCCAACUGCCUUCACAGGUUUCCCUACCCAAGUAGAAAUACCAGGAGAAAACAAUCCCAGUGAUCUCUCAUUGACUUCCAGAGGAUUGACAGACCUGGAGAUUGGCAUGUACGCGCUGCUCUGUGUUUUCUGCUUAGCAAUCUUGGUCUUUUUGAUUAACUGCGUGGCAUUUGCUUGGAAGUACAGGCACAAAAGGUUUGCUGUGAGUGAGCAAGGCAACAUCCCCCAUUCCCAUGACUGGGUCUGGCUUGGAAAUGAGGUGGAGCUCCUGGAAAACCCAGUGGACAUUUCGCUCCCAUCAGAGGAGUGCACUACCAUGAUUGACAGAGGGAUGCAGUUUGAAGAAAGCAACUUUCUCCUUAAUGGGAGUUCCCAGAAGACUCUUCAUAAUCAUAUCCUCAGAUCUUCUGAGUACCUUUGUGAAAAAGAAGUUAAAAGUGAACCUAUAAAUCCUUCUGGGCCAAAGCAGAAGCGAGUAAAGUUCACUUCAUAUACAACAAUACUGCCAGAGGAUGGAGGCCCCUACACCAACUCAAUUCUAUUUGACAGUGAUGAUAAUAUUAAAUGGGUAUGCCAAGAUCUGAAUCUUGGCGAUUCCAAGGAACUUAGGGACUAUAUGGAAAGACUGCAAGACAAUAUGUAAAACUACUUUCUUAUGUUUGUAAUCACCUUUAUGCCUUCUGUUUAUGGAUGGUGGAGCAGUCAGUCCAGUCAGCAAUAGGAACAAGACAGCCCAACCCUGGAGGUACUGAGAUGAUAACCUGAUAUCAGAGAGCAGGUACAAGAGGCUGGCUGAGUUAAUCCUGUUUCACCACAAACCAGGAUGUGCCCCUAAAACAGCUCCCUGUAGGUGUUGGAGGUGUCACACACGAUGGCUGUUUCUGUGUACUGCCUGGUACUAGCAAAAUGCUAAUCCAACUGCGCUCAGACUCAGAGGAGACUUCAUUUGUUUGUCAUCUCUCAUGGGAAAUGGUAAAUCAGAAAAGAAAGGGAUGUUUGUUUGCAUUGAUUUUUUCUAGUCGUCGUCCUUUGUAAAGCACAGUGGACAUUUCUUGCUUACAGCCUGAGAGGAGGCUCAUGGAAAAAGGGAUUGGAAUGAAUCUCAUUUUAUUGCCUAUGUGCAAUGCAGCCAAGUAGUCUUAUUAUUUUUUACAGAUAUAAAAAACCCCAUGUGGUUAAUUUCUUCUUAUAUUGUUUGUGAAUUUUAUUUGACUUAGGGAACAUUAAAUAUUUUCUUUGAAGGGGUUUGGUUUUUUUUUUUGGUUGUACCAAAGUGUAGUACAGUAAUAUUUAUAAUGAUUUGAGUUUUUUAUUCAUCUGCUUCAGCCCCCAGAGAUACCUCCUUCAUCACUGAUUAUCUUCCUCCUUUCCAUAUGGGUCGUUACUUUUUGAAACAUAGAAAGGAAUUUAGAACUCUUACUGGGAAAGGGUUGUGUCUUCUUACAGGGAACUGUAAAUAUAAUAAUAAACCCUGGAAAAUAAAAAUCAAGG